Molecule: messenger RNA, 1147 nt
Organism: Hydra vulgaris (swiftwater hydra)
Lineage: Eukaryota; Metazoa; Cnidaria; Hydrozoa; Anthoathecata; Hydridae
Biological process (GO): signal transduction; protein phosphorylation
Cellular component (GO): cytoplasm
Molecular function (GO): ATP binding; protein kinase activity
Source: RefSeq, a predicted model, not a curated record
UUAAAUGCGCUAACAUUUUAUUACUAGUUAAUUUUAAAAAUGGCAAACUUCAGUCUUCUUAAAUCUAAAAGCUUAAAUCAGAUUGAAAAAGAAAACAGUGAGUUUAUUGUAGAGCUACCUCUACACAUGUCUGAAGAUGCAUUUAUUGGUGAAGGUUCAUUUGCUAAAGUUUAUAAAUUUUCUCAUAAAAAGAAGGUUGUUGCUUGUAAACUUUAUAAACAUCAAUUCCCUAAAUCAAAAAUGUUUUAUAUGUCAAAUCGAUUCAAAAAUAAAUAUAUAAAUAUUUUAGUUCAGGGCACUUUAAGUAAAAUAGUGAUCAAACUUUCUGAUUUUUGUGACCUUGCUAUAAUGAAGGAAACAAUGGCAACAAAGACUAAGGUAAAAGCUGGAUUUGCUGGUUUAACUAUAGCUUAUCUUUCUCCUGAAAUUUGCAAUCGAACUGUAAAUAUUGUCACUAAAGAGUCAGAUGUUUAUGCCAUGUCAUUAUCUUUUUUUGAAAUUAUGUCAGGAUUAGACUCACCAUUGCAAAAUCACUUUUCUAUUUAUAAAGAUAUUUUUUUAACUCAAGCUCUUGAAAAAGGAGAAAGACCAGAUACAAGUCUUAUUUAUAAAAUAUAUUUGGAGUCUGACACAAGACAUCUUGUUGAAACAAUUGUUGGAGGAUGGUGCAAUGAUCCAGAAUUACGAUUAACUUGUGUCCAGAUUAUUGGUAGAUUAAAAGAAAUAGUAACGAGUAUGUCAUUAAAAGAUUCCAGCAACGAAGAAGUGUUUGAAAUGUUAAAAGAGCCUUUAUUUAAAUCUAAUGAAAAUGCUAAAUGUUUAAAGUUCCAGAAUUUGUUUAAAUGUGCAGAUGAGUUUAAUGGUCCUGUACUUGCCAUAGAUAAGGAUGAGAAAGUUAAAAAUAGUAACAAAGAAGACCAGAACACGCCAAAUUUAUUCAAAUGUGCAGACAAGUUUAAAGGCCCUGUACAAGCUGUGGAUGAGGUUUUAAAAGAAAAUUCAGUUAGAAUUAGGGUUUCCAAUCAGUUUUAACCAAAAACCGAAAGCAGCGGUUUUUUGUCAAAACUGAUAAAACCGUCGGUUUUCAAAAAUGGUUUUGCGGAUUUUUAUAUGACUGCUUUUAAUAUUUAUUUACUAUAGAAAGGUA